AUGGGCUUCUCAAGUGUGGUGCAGUUGUGGGAGGAGUGGCAGCUGCGCAUCCUUGUCUUGGGCAGCCUCGCCAUCCAGUGCUUCCUCGCAGUAUUUGCCGGCGCUCGUAAGUCGCCUGUACGGCCCUUGUACAGGUUUUUGAUCUGGCUGUCGUACCUAGGCAGUGAUGCUUUGGCGAUUUACGCCCUCGCGACGCUUUUCAACCGCCAAAGCAAGGUGCAGCAGAGUUCCAAGUAUCCUAGUCGUGACCUAGAGGUGCUAUGGACACCUAUCCUGCUAAUGCACCUUGGAGGACUGGUUACAAUUUCGGCGUACAACAUCGAAGACAACGAGCUCUGGAGGCGGCACAUUGUAACCGCAAUAUCCCAGGUCACAGUGGCUCUCUACGUGUUUUGUAAGUCAUGGCCUCCAUCAGCUGAUAAGAGGUUACUUGCUGCAGCAAUUCUGCUUUUCAUCCCUGGGGUUUUCAAGUGCUUUGAGAAGCCCUUGGCUCUCAAGAGCGCUAGCUAUAAUAGUCUGGUUAGCUCUUUGUUUGCUGGCGAUGAUAUUAGCAGGACUACAACCACGAACAGGGAAGUAGAGCUUGAAGAAUACAUACAAAAGGCCAGGGAUUCUGUUAAACGCAACAAGUAUCCUCCAGAAUUAGACAAUGAUGGAGCUCGGCCCCACUUGAGCCAUCUCAGCAGACCUGAUAAGCUUUUCACAGAUGUCAUGCACGCCUACUCUGACCGUUUCAGUAGCUUGAAUUCCUUCUGGUCGCUCGAUGACAAACGAGCUUAUGAAGCGCUAAAUGAUGGGCUCUCCAAUCUCUUCGAUCUUCUUUACACUAAGGACAUGCUUGUCCAAGUUCGUUGGCACUUGUCUUAUUUCUGUUGUGCUGUGUAUACACGGAUAUCUACUAUAGCACUGCCAAUUGUGGCCAUUGGUCUCUUCCAUAGUAGCCAUAAAAAGGAUUAUAGGGGAAGCGAUGUGAGUGUCACAUAUCUACUGUUGUACAUCACAUUUUUGUUGGAGAUCUUUUCAUUCUUCGCGCUUCUCAAAUUUUACUUCGAGUGGCCUGAGACGAUCCCCCAACAUAGCCUCAUAGGAUUCUUUGCCCGCAACAAGAGGCAGACCUGGUUGAUGAGCAUCAUGGGAUGCUUACAGCUGAAAGACUUUUUUGACAAAUACUGGUGUACCUGCAGCUCAGCUAGAGCCAUUACAAACUUAGUCCGUGGUCAUGUCAAGGAUGGAUGGCUGGAUUACAUAUUGGAUGCUGAGAGUUACAGGGCAUUCAGCGACAGCAGGGGCCAUUGGACACUUGAGGGGAAGGGAUGUGGGCAACUCGUCAGUGAGAGCAUAGAGAAGCCAUUUGAUGAAAGCAUCCUUCUGUGGCACGUGGCAACCGAUUUUCGCUUUCAUAGUAAGGGCGCAUCUCCUGAUCAAGAAUGCGCUAGGCGGUGCAGAGAAAUCUCCAACUACAUGAUGCAUCUACUGUUUGCUAACCCAGAUAUGCUAAUGCCUGGCAGCAGAACGAACCUGUUCACAGCUGCCUACAAAGAAAUAGAGGGCUUCCUGCAUGGUGAAGAUCUGACUCUAGCGGACGAGAAGGAACUUGCGCAGAAGAUAGCUGAUAAGGUGGCUUCCAGUUCCAGUUCCAGUUCCAGAGAAGGUUUUGUUCAUGACGCCUGGGUUCUUUCUCAGGAGCUGAUGCGAUUAGGAGAUGAGCAGAGGAUGUGGGAGGUGAUCGAAGGCGUGUGGGUGGAGAUGAUUUGCUUUUCUGCUGGAAGGUGCAGGGGUUUCCUGCACGCCAAAAGCCUUGGCUCAGGCGGGGAGUACCUCUCCUUCAUCUGGCUCCUGAUGUCGCACGCAGGAUUGGAGACAUUUGCAGAGAGGCAGCAGAGGGUGCAGCUUCGGCUUCCGAAAGAGGAGAGAGUGAAAAUUGCAAUGCAAAGAAUACAAGAAGCUGCAAGUAACCAAGCUACUGACCCAUCGACUGCCAAAGGCACGGUUCCUGUGAAGGAACAAGAGAAUGCUGCCACUCCAGCAGCUUCCGAAGCCGACGGGCCACUAAAACAAGAAGGGAACUAUACAGCUACUACAUCGGCUUCACAAGGUGAAUGCGUUGCCCCUACCUCUGCCCCUGCCGUCGAGAUUGUGGUCUCACCGUGAGAGCAAAUUAAAGUCUGCACCCUUUUUUAUCUACUCUGCAUGAUGGUGACCUAAUAGAAGUCUUGUAAUGUCUGUUCUGUA
Molecule: messenger RNA, 2232 nt
Organism: Panicum hallii
Lineage: Eukaryota; Viridiplantae; Streptophyta; Magnoliopsida; Poales; Poaceae
Exons: 2
Coding region: 1-2151 (716 amino acids)
Source: RefSeq, a predicted model, not a curated record